UCCUCAAGGAGGAGGACAAUCGCCUUUCAUGCUCGCAGCAUUGUAAAAAUUUUCCCCCUGCCGAUGCUCACAUGCUUGUUAUUGUUCUGUGCACAUUUACUUCCUUUAAAAAUCCAUUCAUUUCGUCCAAAUCCGAAUCAGCCGUUAGAGUUCUUCAUCGCUUCUGCACUCCACCCUUUUUGAGUCCACUCAUCUUUUUAUGCCUGAUCUGUUGGGAUUCAGAGUGGGUGUUGUCACAGGACAAUGAUCGAGAGACCCGACUCAGCUGUUUCCAGCGUUGCACAGAGGAAUCUGGAGGGUUAUGUCGGCUUCGCCAACCUCCCAAACCAGGUGUACAGGAAGUCCGUGAAGAGGGGGUUUGAGUUCACACUCAUGGUUGUCGGUGAGUCUGGACUGGGCAAAUCCACGCUUAUCAAUUCCCUCUUUCUGACAGACCUGUACUCCAAAGACUACCCUGGCCCAUCUCAAAGGAUCAAGAAGACUGUUCAGGUCGAACAGUCUAAAGUGCUGAUAAAGGAGGGGGGCGUCCAGCUGACGCUGACCAUCGUCGACACACCAGGCUUUGGAGAUGCGGUGGACAACAGCAACUGCUGGCAACCCGUCAUCAACUACAUCGACAGUAAGUUUGAAGACUUCCUCAAUGCUGAAUCCCGGGUAAACAGGAGGCAAAUGCCUGACAACAGGGUGCACUGCUGCUUGUACUUCAUCGCCCCCUCUGGUCACGGACUGAAGCCUCUUGAUAUAGAGUUUAUGAAGCGUCUUCAUGACAAAGUCAACGUUAUCCCUCUCAUCGCCAAGGCCGAUACUCUCACGCCAGAGGAGUGCCAGCUGUUCAAGAAACAGAUCAUGAAGGAGAUCCAGGAGCACAAAAUCAAGAUCUACGAGUUUCCCGACACAGAGGACGAUGAGGACAGCAAACUGAUCCGAAAGAUAAAGGAGAAGAUGCCUCUGGCCGUGGUUGGUAGCAACGUGGUGAUCGAAGUUAAUGGCAGGAAGGUUAGAGGGCGUCAGUACCCCUGGGGUGUGGCAGAAGUGGAGAAUGGUGAGCACUGUGACUUCACGGUCCUGAGGAAUAUGCUAAUCAGGACUCACAUGCAGGACCUGAAGGACGUGACCAAUAAUGUUCACUAUGAAAACUACCGGAGCAAGAAACUAGCAGCCGUCACCUGCAACGGGGUUGAUGCCACCAAGAACAAGGGCCAGCUCACAAAGAGUCCCCUGGCCCAGAUGGAGGAGGAGAGGAGGGAGCAUGUGAUGAAGAUGAAGAAGAUGGAGACAGAGAUGGAGCAGGUCUUUGAGAUGAAGGUCAAAGAAAAGAAGCAAAAACUGAAGGACUCUGAGGCAGAGUUGGAGCGGCGUCACGAACAGAUGAAGAAGAAUCUAGAAGCUCAGUAUAAAGAGCUGGAGGAGAAGAGGCGCCAGUUUGAGGAUGAAAAAGCCAACUGGGAGGCCCAGCAACGCAUCCUGGAGCAGCAGAAACUUGAUGCAUCAAAGACUAUGGAAAAGAACAAGAAAAAAGGAAAAAUCUUUUAAGGCAUCAUGAAGCUCCAUUCCUUAUAAAACCAGAAACUCCUUGCAUCUCUUCUUAGGCUGUAAUGUUCUAUGACCCCAUAAGAAACACAAGCAGGAGUGCUAUGGUACACUUUGCAUGAAUGAAAGCUAUGAAAAUAUAGGGUAUUUUUAUAGUCACAUCCACACACAAAUGUACCGCCCUCUUCUGGAUGACUAUAACAUUAUACCACAUGCCCAGUAUGUCAAGUGCAUGUUCUCAACCUUUUGAUUAGAAUGAGAAUAUCAACCAACAUUCCUUUGAAACCUUAUAUUCUGGUCAUUACAAACAAUACUUAAUGUUUGGGAUCAUUUCUGACAUUUUCAACACAUCUUAGUGUGAAGAAGGUCUCGUGGUAGGUUUGGAUGGGUGCGAUGGAGGAUGACUCAGACGGACGGAAGCAAGUGCAACGAGUUUUUACAGAGCUAAGCAUGCAUGUGUUGAAAAGCAACGCUAAGGAUAGAUGGUUUAUGGUCUUUGAUUUCAGCUAGUGUGUGUGACUUGUGUGUUUCUUUGGGGUCAUAAACAUUUAAAGACUUGUUUUAACAUUAUUGCACAGCUAAAUUAUGACAAUAACAGUUUUCAAUGUUUUUAAAAUCCAUUUCCUGGCUGUGUACGUAGAUAAUUGUGUCCCUACCAUAGAUGGUGUAAUACAAAAUGUCAUGAUUGUCAACAUAAAUAAUAACAAUAGUCAUUUUUUGAUAUGGGUGGAUAUAAAAUAAUUACAAUAAUAUUAUAGGAUGUUGCUCGAACAUUCUGCCUUAAAAUUGCAGACUGUUUCUGCUCGUUUUGUUUUCUUUUUUUAUUGUGAACCGAUUAUGUCAGAUGUCCCUCAACCUAUUCCUAAACUGAUCUGAGACCAGUUUGUUUCAUUUUAAUAGUUGGGACUUGGAUUUUUAGUUGUUAUGGCUGGUCCUAGAUCAGGGCUUGAUGGUCAGUUUUUAACCUGAGUGAGUUCAGUAUAUCUAAACCGAUGUUAUUUUAGCCAUACUUAGCCAGAUUACCCUUUAUAAUAAACCUGCUUUACAUUCCAAAUAGAAAUGAGAAUGGAAGAGCUCUUUAGUUUCUGUCGGAUGGUUUAGAGUUAUAACACGCAGGCUCCAGGUCUAACACAUGCCAAACAGCGUAUAUAGACAGCAACGUGCACAAAACUCUCGAUGCAAAGGACAAUAAAGAGUCCCUGUAUGCCUCAUGUGAUCACACACUAUUAUAUAUUUUGCCGGUUUGUCAAUAUGCAAGUUUGAAAACACUCCGUUCUUCCUGUCGUGGAAUGCUAAUCCACACAGAUGCUCUGAAGUACGUUUCGUUUAAGGUUUUAGUAGAACAGUAUUCUGGGAAAAAGAAUUUACAAAAUUUUUCAUUAACCACUCAUCACUUUUCCUUUUUAACGGUAGACCUGAACAUGGCUCUAGACAUGUUUGUUUUCUUAUUAUUGUUGUUUGUAUAUGUAUACAAUUUUCUGUUUCAUGUUUAUAUCUUCAACUGUUAUUCUUUCUGCCUAACUGUACAAUAUUAAACAUGAGAUGUUAUGCUGA
Molecule: messenger RNA, 3084 nt
Organism: Carassius carassius (crucian carp)
Lineage: Eukaryota; Metazoa; Chordata; Actinopteri; Cypriniformes; Cyprinidae
Product: septin-7-like
Exons: 13
Coding region: 244-1533 (429 amino acids)
Biological process (GO): cytoskeleton-dependent cytokinesis; cilium assembly
Cellular component (GO): microtubule cytoskeleton; septin ring; septin complex
Molecular function (GO): GTPase activity; GTP binding; molecular adaptor activity
Source: RefSeq, a predicted model, not a curated record